Astyanax mexicanus (Mexican tetra) is the source of this 7079-nucleotide messenger RNA. It is a transcript of the gene tnfrsf9a, whose product is annotated as tumor necrosis factor receptor superfamily, member 9a. NCBI's taxonomy places the organism in Eukaryota, Metazoa, Chordata, Actinopteri, Characiformes, Acestrorhamphidae. The transcript is spliced from 9 exons. Gene Ontology annotation, cellular component: external side of plasma membrane. Bases 2698 to 3762 code for a protein of 354 amino acids. Gene Ontology annotation, biological process: regulation of cell population proliferation. The record is from RefSeq and is a predicted model, not a curated record. Gene Ontology annotation, molecular function: signaling receptor activity; cytokine binding.
AUAUAUUUCUGUGGUAUUAGCUGUGCUGAAAUGACCUUUUGUUUAGACCCUGGUGAUUAGGAUGGUGUUUAUGUUUAUCAGGGAACUGAGAUAUUAUGAUGAAGGCUGGUGGGCAGAACUGAGACUGAAGAAAAAGAACCAUAGGAGAACAAGCCCUCUAGCGCUGGUGGUAUAGUGGGAAGCAUGUAUGCCUUCCAAGCAGUUGACCCUGAUUAAAUUCCUGGCUACUAAAUGACCUUUGUGAGGGGAAGUGGCGAUUAGGCUGGGUUAUUGAUCACAGGAUUGAAAGCUUGAAAUCCAGUUUAAUCAAGCUGCCGAUGUUGGUGUGUGUUGGUGUGUGUGUGGCUGCUGAUCAAGUCCACCACACAUUCUUAGAAUGUUAUUUAUCCAUUUUUAAUUAUUUUUUUAGAAUUUUAUUCCUCAUGUUUUCUCCAUUUUCUCCCCAACGUACACAACCAAUUCCCCAACCCACUCACUAGGACUCCCCCCAUCACUAGCGAUGCCCCAACACCAGGAGGGUGAAGACUAGCACAUGCCACCUCUGAUACAUGUGAAUUCAGCCACCGCCUCUUUUCAAACUGAUGCUGAUGCAGCAUUGCUGAGUAGCAUCACAGUGCGCUCGGAGAAAUGUGCAGCGACUCGGUUCCGAUACAUCAGCUCACAGACGCGGCCUUGUGCUGAUUGACAUCACCCUUAGGAGUGAAGUGGGGAGAAAGCACCAUCUACCCACCCAGAGAGAGAGCAAGGCCUAUUGUGCUCUCUCAGGGCUUCGAGAGCUGAUGGCAAGCUACAUGAUUCGAUGAACAGGAUUCGAACCAGUGAUUUUAAUUUUUCGUUUUGGGAAUGUUAUUUUUAACAUUUCCAUAACAUUAGAGCUUGUAUAGCUGGGAAUGUUAUGUGAUAAAUGGUCUAAUAACAUUGCGAAUUAUUGAGCAUCUGUGGGGCAUCCUCAAAUGGAAGGUGGAGGAGCAUAAGGUCUCUAACAUCCAUCAGCUUCAUGAAGUUGCCAUGGAGGAGUGGAAGGAGUGGAAUAUUUGCACUUUGAGCACAGCUUAGUUAUUUUCACAAAGAAGUGUACUCACUUUGGUAGUCAGCGGUUUAGACAUUAAUGGCUGUGUGUUGAGUUAUUUUGAGGGCACAACAAAUUUACACUGUUAUACAAGGUGUACACUGACUGUUUUACAUUGUGUCAAAGCGUCAUAUCUUCAAUGUUGCCCCAUGUAUGAAUAUGUACAAAUUUUAUUUCCAUUUAAAACUCUGUGGCGUCCAGCACUAGACUUAAUCCCUUAAUCCCUAUCUGUUUCCCACACAGAUAGAGUGAUUUUUGUUCUGGGGAAGGACAUGAUGAUACGAGAUUAGAACCUGUUUCUGCUGCUCUUUAAUGUUGCAUUAUGAAGAGCACGACGUAGCCUUCACGAUCAUCAGAGCUGAACAUCAAGAUGCUACACAUUACUGACGCAGCCACGUUGAGAUACUGGAAAAUAGUUUUCAGUUCAGUCAUUAAUAUUAAGUUUUGAUAUGUGUUGAAGACGAGUCAGAGAGGAAUGGAUAUCACAGAUUUUAAUCUGAACAAUGAUGAGUCCUUUAAUAAUGAGUCAUUUAAUGAUGAGUCAUUUAAAAACUCUGUGCUCUAUAGUGGUCUAUCCUAUGGGGUCCUGAUCAUUAAAGAACAGGCUGAAAGGAGGAUAAUAACGUAUACAGAGAAACAGAUACUGAACUACAGUCUGUGAUUAUAGAAUUAUGCUAAAUGCUCAGUGGAGCUGAUAAAAAAUGGGGAAAAAUUAAACAGUGGGUGUAGAUACAAGGAGGUGGUCAUAUAUGUACAGCCCUUUAACUUAUAUAUUUAAUAUAAAUGUAAAAAUAUAUAUACAAAUAUAUUUACAUAUUAGGCAUAACUAUCUAUUUUUUUAUUUAAUUAAGGGGAGACCCAUCUUGUGCUCUCUCUCUCUCUCUCUCUCUCUCUUUUUGUUGAUGUGAAUGUUUUGAGAUGUGAAUGUUGAGAUCUGUCAAUCAUCAUAUACUUUAUACGUUUAUGUGACUGUAAUGCUAAGAUGAUUUUUCAUAUAUAUUUUACAAUAUCUUUUAAACUUUGACUUCUAGUCGUGCUGUUCAUCUUCUUACUGGAAUCUUUCCAGUCACUCAUUAUGACUGGGUUUCACAAAGUUUACACAUUUUAUCUUAUAUAGUCUCGCUGUGGUAUUCGGUAAUGUUGUAAAAGAGGAAAUGAAAGAAUGUAUGAAUAAUAUUUUAUAUAAUAACUGUCGCUAAAAAUAAGAGACAUUGAAUGGCCGGUAGCUGGUAGGAGUGACUGUUGUAAAGCUUCCAGUAAGAGCUGUACAUUUGGCAUUCUGUACAUUUUUGAGUCAUUUUAAGAAGUUUCUAAUACUACAGUGUUUUAUCCUGUAGCUUAUUCAAGUGCUUUAAGUGAAUUAACUAUUUGUAAUAAGUGAAUGUUUUUGUAUUGGACAGAGGUAACUGAAUGAAAAUUAAUAAGAUUAAUAAAAAAUGUAAUAAAUGUGCUCAUUUCUGACCGACAUAAGUAACAUCAGUUUGUUUAUUAUAAUACACAAAUAAAAAUGUAAUCACACAGAUACAGAUUUAGCAAAUUUAUCAGAGAAAUACUGUUUAUUUUCUGUUAGUAAGGCUGUGUACUUUUUUAAACUGUGAUCUGAAAGCCUCAAAGCAUGUGUAACAGAUAUGCAGCCAAACUCCUCCCCCCAACGAGCAUGUGGUUUAAAGCUUUCCACACACAGCAGUGUGUCAGUGUGCGUCUCCGUGCUGCACUGUGAAUCACUGUCUCAUCUUCAGUCUCAUCUUCAGCCAAGAGCCCUCCUCUACACUGACAAGAUGAAGAUUCACCUCACUCUCUGGAGCCUGUGUCAUCUCCCACUCAUUGUCUGUCUAGUGGGCUUCAGUGAGGCACAGCCACAGAUUGGCUGUGCUGACUGGGAGCUGGGAGAUAGAAAUAACGUGUGCUGUAGAGCGUGCCAUCCAGGAAACCGCUUGGUGACGACAUGUGGACCAGAUCCCACCAAGCUGUGUGAACCUUGUGAGGCCAACAGAUUCAUAACCCACCCUAAAAAGAAGUACUGUGAUGUCUGCAGGGUCUGCACAGAACCACAGAUUCAGCUGAAAGCCUGCACUGCUGCCUCUGACACUGUGUGUGGCUGUGAACCUGGGCUUCGCUGUGGGGACCAGCCGUGCUCCUUCUGCGUGGAUGAGUGUGGGAAAGGCCAGGAGCCAGUAAAACGGGGUUGCAGGACAUGCCCUACGGGAACAUUUAAUGACAAGAUCCACAGCAGCUGUAAGCCUUGGAGAUCAAGCUGUCCGGAUGACAAGGUGCUUGUAGCCAAAGGUGAUGCAUUCAGUGAUAUUAAGUGCAAGGGUAAAACAAAAAACACUACUGUGUCUCAAGAAUUCAACACAGUGGAACCAUUGCUGGUGAAAACUACCAGACCAUCAGAUGAUCCUAUCUGGCCAAUCGUUGGAUUAGCUGCAAGCUUUGCUGUAGGUACCAUCAUCCUCAUUUUAUCUCUGGGGCUGGCUUACAGAAGAAGAAAAAACAAGACCAAAGCAGAGACCAAAACAGUGAUCAAGACAGAGACCAUGGACCCGAUGCCAGAAACCUCACCUAUAGCAGAGCUGAGGGUCAUCAUGGUGGAGCCUGACGAUGCCUGCAGCUUCCGCCAACCUGAACAAGAGCAAGGAGGCAGCCUGGAGUCCAUCGAUUCUGAGAACUCGGAAUCUAAGCUCAUAGUGUGAUCUUCAGGGACGACUUCUUAAAUCUUCUUGGUCUUGAGUUGUACACCACAAUUGCUGAGGAGCUGGCUCCUGGAGCUGUGGCUGUUUCUCCUGUUCUGCGGCCCAGUUUCAACCGUUUCUGCAGUUUCUAGUGGAGUGGAUUUGAGUUAUAAACUUUGGAGAAUGGAGUUGCGUUCAACAGCUGCCUUUCUUUCAAACUCAGGAACUUUCUGAACGCUGUUCCAGCAAGAAAGCAAUGGAGUAUGGGCUGUUUUACUUGAAAAUCUGUGUGACAGAAAAAAUAUACAAAAAAAAAAGAACACACACACACAUAUAUAUAUACAUAUAUAUAUAGGAGCACUUAAUUAUCAUCCUUUUACCUUGUCAUCCAAUGGGCAGGACCCUACAGGACCACCACAGAGCAGCUAUUAUUUUGGUGGAGGAUUGCAGCAACCUGAUGCUGGGUUAUGAGAUGUAAGUGGAUGUGUGCUGCUGGAGUUUUUGAACACUUUGACCACUCAGUUACUCCUAUACUCCUAUAGACACUCCUGUAGACACUUCACUACUCCUUUAUCAGUGUUCACAGGACGCUGUUCAAAAUGUUGCUGAAAAAAGGAUAGUGAACAAAGAAACAAGGUGGUGACCAUAAAGUUUGGCUUGUUCAGUGUACAUACAAGAGACUUAAACAAUGCUAUGUUUUUUUCCCAUAAAUGUCUGUAUUAAUGUAAAGGGUUGUUGCUCAAGACAGACAGGCUUCUCAGCCACGUAGGAGUGUAGAAUGUGAACCACAAGUUUGACACUUCACAGCGGAGUGGGCGUAACCCACGAUCUACUGCGUCAACGUUUAGAGGUCGCAGGCUUCUUGAAAUACCCUGGUGGGCUUCCCCUGGUUUCCUGCUUUAAAUGGCAGGUUUUUUUUUUGUUUUUUAAAGGCAGUAUUUUAAAUGUCUUCUCCAAGAGAUAGUUCGUCUGGCUCAGGGGGAGGAUUAUUGAAAUACGCUGGGUUUUUUUACCUCACAAAAUUCCUGGCACUGCACAAGCAAAAGCCGGUGACAUUCCUGUUUCUGCACUGGUAAUUUUGCAAGCACUUCUUAAGAAACGCAGUGAGGGAAAACUACAGACAUCGUAGGCACUUUUGUCCACAUGUAUUGCACAGGCAGAUGUAGAUUAUGUAAAUAGUUAUGUUUCUGACUCUAUAAAUAAGGCAGCCUUGAAAUAGUGGGUGGUAGAGCAAAACGGAAGUUCGGUUUCCUGUAACAAGUCAAGGGGAGCUGGCUGAAAGGAGCACACGUGUUCUACAAGGGUUUCCCCUGACAGGACUUCUCUUUCCUGGUCAUUAGAAAAGCACUGGAGAAACAAGUGCUACAGAAUAAGAACUGGACUUCCAGCGCUUCACGGUUAAUCCAGUAAUUUUGACCUGAAAUGUUAUACAGCUGACUCAUCCCAGGACCUUUAUACAUGCUAUCGCUCAUGCUAUGGUAUUACAACAGGCGAAGCACAGGCGGGUCAGCAGUUUUGUAAUAUAAAGAUUUUCCAGUGACUCAGAGUGAGUCUACAGAUAAGCUGACCUGCCUGCUUCAUUAGACUUAGACUUUUUUUACCCGCCGUUUUAAAAUGUCAGGGUCAGUGUCAAUAUAAUGUGUUCUUUUUGUGUCUGAAGGACAGUAGUUUAUAUUUCAUACAAACACUGAAACUGAAACUGUGAAACAAUAUAUCAUUUUUCAGGAUUCAGGACUCUGAAUCAACACAUUAUUACAGAUAUAGAAGAAUGAUAACCAUCACUUUAAAGCCUUCACUUUUUUACAUUUUAUACAGUAUUGUUUUGGUCUGUGUGCUGCCUAUCAUAAAGUUUUACAAUCAAGUUUAUUUUUACACUUAAGUUCAGCUUUACCUUUAAGUUUUAAGUUGUUAUGUUAAUUAUGUAGGUUAGCGGAGGAAGAAGGUCAUGAUAAUGUACUUAUCAUGACUAAAAGACAAAAAGAGGCAGCAGUGUAUUAGGUGGUAAGCAAUUUAAAAUUUUCCUUCUUGCUGGAGUUAAUUUAUUUUUCAUUAAUCUUGCUCUGUAUUGUACUGAGUGAAAAUGCUAAAUGCUAAUAGCUAACAGCUAACGACAACACAGCUAAGCAUACAUAUGUAGCAGUGAGAUCUCUAUACAUUGGCAAUGUCAGGAUUUUAUUGUAUUGUUGCCUUUUGUGAGAGCUUGUAAGAAAGGCUUUUAGAGAAUGUGCACAAAUAUGGAUACAUGUUUCUGUGUUUGGACUUAGCGCUAAACACAAAUGAGCCUUGAAAAGCAUUUUUUCUGAUUUUCACCAUUCGAGUACUCUCAAACGCAUUCAAUGAUGUCGAGCUCUGGACUUUGUGGUGGACAUGGCGUAGCUCUGAUACUUAUCAGUAGUUUCAGCAGUUUGAUUUGACCAUUUUUUUGUUUUUUCUUUUUUUUGUCUGUGUGCUUUUCUCAGUAUGAGCUUUUUGAUCUGCUGGAACUUUAAAACCUACAGUGUGGAGUUGUUUUCACACAUUUUUUUUUAAAGAGAAAACCUUAAAUUUCGCAUCUUUAACCAUGUAUUUCAAUCUUGAUAUUGAGUCAUGAUAUUGCUGUCAUUUUCUCUCAGUGUCCUUUUAUUUCCUUCCUGAUUACUUCCUCUUAAAUCCUUUCUUCCAAAUCUCCUCAGAAAAUCGCAAGUUUAGUUGGAGAUCACGUAACUGAAGGGUUAUCUCUGGCUUUUGCACAGCACUGUAUUUCCACUGGAUUCCUUUUCUACUAUACUCCACUAGAAUAACAGAACAGGGAGGGUGUCAUACCUUAAGCAUGAAUGUGUCAAUGUGAGUCAUCUGAGGUUACAUUCUUUCGUUGGCUCAGAUUUAGUACUGAAUUUCUUCUUUUAUCUGGUUUAACCUGGAAAACCCACACAGGUUUAAAAAAAUAAAAGGUCACUCCAGUUAACAACUGAAGUUUUACAGCUAAUUUUUACCCACAGUGUAUCUGUAAGGCACUGUUUUGUAUAUGUAUGCAUGUUACUGAUCUACAGGCCAGCGGUCAGAGGGGAAGUACCGUAUAGGCAGCUAAUAGCACCACCUGGAAAAACCCAGAAAACCCUUCAUUACUGGCUAACUGACCAAUAAGGGCCCCAUCCAUCCACAAAUGACCCCUUGUUGCUAAGGGAACAAGGUCAAAAUACAAGUCUGAGUCACCACAGAAAGCAGAAGACCAGAUACCUAAUCCUACAGGACCAUGUUAAUGAUUGUUGCUACAGUGACCUUAAACAGUCCACAUGAUUUUCUGUGAAUGAUGAUAUUUAUAUUACAUUUGAUGAUGUUACUGGAAACUCUUUCACUGU